CGCACAAGGUUUUUGCAGGUUGCAGCGGGCAUGUCACCGCACACUCUAUUCUCCAGCCUCGAUGAGACCGUCGCCAACGCGUGCGAAUCGUGACUCCGAGGGCCUGCGCACGAUACCAUCCAAAGGGUCGGUAAGGGUCAGACUUGCGUUGGGCUGAUACUUGGCUCGGCGCAUGCAGAGUCACUGACGCCCAGCGGCCCCCCUGCUGGCUCAGUGCUCUCUCUCUCUCUGCUCCUUUGGCUCGUGCCGUGCCGUCCAUGGAUUUUAACUCGGGCCCAGACGGGGGCGGGCUAGGGUGGCCACCGCCCAGAGCUCUGGUCCACGCCUUUAGUCCAAGCCGCCGUGCGCUCAUGAUUCCCUCCUUACAUGCUUUACCUAGGUGAAUGACAUGACAUGCGGCUGGGCACCGAGGCUGGCAGGCCAUUCAUUCAUGGCAAGAUGAACACAUCGGAGGCGGCCCGCGACGGUUGGAAGCUUUGCACCUGCCUGCGUACCUGCGCAGACCCAGGCAAUGCUCGAGGCUAAAAUAAAGGCGGCAACAAGGGGCAGGCGGAUGGCGAGGCAACGCAGCCAACGCAAAGUAGGCAUCAACGUUACUUGACAGACGACUACAUCUUCUUCCUGCCUUGCUCUCGUGCUAAACCCCAAAGGUGGGCAAGAAAGGUUAUAUUCCUUGGUAGCCGCCAGCCAGUCCGUCCGUCAAGUCAAGUCAGUCAGUCCACCUGGUAGCCAAGCCAGGUACUAAAGGUAGGUAGGUACGUACUGCCUUACCGCACACGCCGACUUUCCCAACCCGCCUGGGCCCGACUAUUUCUACUAUCCCUUGUCCCUCCUCCUCCUCCUCCUCCUUCCCCCCUCCUCCUCCUCCCGCCCUCCAUCUCUACCUCACGGCGUAUUCCUUCCAUCUAGCCAUUCACUCACGGUUCCGAAUAUCCCUGUCUCGCUUGCUUCACCUCCAGCAGUUGAAUGGGAAACCCGCCUUGACAACUAGUCCCCCUUCCUCACCAUCACUACCAUCACUCUCCUCCACAUUACACCAUUCGCCGCCAUCCGUCCUCGGAGUUGCCCUGCCCUCCGUCCCCCUUCCACCGUGCUGCCUCCCUCGCCCCCUUUGUCCACAAUCCACGUCUCGCUUUGACGCAGACUUGCACAAUGGCCGGUGCUGGUGCCGGUGUCGGUGUCGGUGCCGGUGCUGGUGCCGGUGCCGGUGCUGGUGAAGCCGGUCCUGGCCCUUCUCCGGGUCCUGGCCGUCGUCCUCCUGUGGGUCACGCCCACCGAAGAGGCCCCUGGUCCACAGCCGAGGACAAGGUGCUCCUCGAACUCAUUCGCGUCUCCGGUCCUCUCAACUGGGUCGCCAUCUCGUCCGCCUUGGGCACACGCUCCCCCAAGCAAUGCCGUGAGCGCUAUCACCAAAAUCUAAAGCCCACGCUCAACCACAAUCCCAUCACGCCCGAUGAGGGUGAGUACAUCGAGCGAAUGGUGGGCCGCGAUGGCAAGCGAUGGGCCGAGAUUGCUCGUCGACUUCAGGGCCGUAGCGACAACGCCGUCAAGAACUGGUGGAAUGGGAGCCAGAAUCGCCAGAGGCGCCUCGGACGACGUCGCGCUCUUGCUGCAGCGGGGUCCGAAAUGGCAUCGGCGGCGACAUCAUCACAACUGCCCCUCCCACAACUGCCCCAGAGCCCGGCUUCCGUUCAUACCCGUGGCCCGUCCAAUGGCUGUACCUUGCCGCCACUGCCGCCUCACCAUGGCCUCUUCUCAGAUAACAGUAUCGCACGCGAUACGUUUGCUCUACCGCCUCUGUCGACAUCGUCGGCGGUCCCAAUGGAGCGUCUGUCCAUGACCCUUACUCUACGACAGUCCGGUGUCAUGAGCAACAGCUACGAUGAUUCCAAAUCGACCAUUUCCAGCGGACGCCCGUCAAUGCAUUCGCUUCGAGACCCAGAGAUUGAGACGGACGCUGACGCCGCAAACUACGUCACGUCGCCGACUUAUCCUGCACGGGAGCAUUCUCGAGCUGGCGUUGCCCUCCCACCCCUCAGGGAUUGGCCAUCCGACGCGCCGCGCACCUCUCUCCCGAGCCUCAGUCGCCUGACGUUGACAUCAUCCAACUUGGCUACGGCAUUGUCUACCCCUCGCUUGUCGCUGCCAUCUCUCCUUGAACAAGCGCAGCUACCAACCGCUCCUGGCUCACCUACAAAUGGACAGGGACAUGUUCUGCAAACUUCUGUUGAGGGUUCCCAUCAGCGACCGCGGUAUGAGCACCAGCGGGCGGGCGGGUCAUCUAGCCCCAAGGAUAGGCGAAUGGAUCUGUCGUCACUUCUCCGCUGAUUUUGCCUCAUUUUGGCUUUCGCUGUCGGGGCUCAUGGUAGCCUGCGUUUCCAAACUAUGCCUUGGUAUGGGGCCACCCGGCUGCGGGCAGAAGAUGGGCAAGCCAGACACAGGCUGGGGCUGAGCUCGAGGCCCAGUCUAAUAUGGAUGGCGGCCGCGAGCCUUACUGUAUUAGUAUAAUCUGUUUGCCUUUUGCGAUUCAGGGUGUAAUUGGAGCAGCAGCGGCAAGGAAAAGGGAGCAGACUGAAGGGGAUACCAGGGGACACGGACGGCGUUGGGACUCAUUGCUAGAGCGCGAUACCCCUUGGCAGCCAGCUCCAGCGAGCAAAUGGCGACUUUGCGUGUUUGUUACUGUACUGUCUGAUGACUGGGAAUGGCACUAAAACAAGAAUGCGACUUAUUCAAGUGCUAUGCCGAUGCCCAUGACCUGUGUGCCUGGGGCCGUGACUCCCAUUGCGCUCUCGCUUUGUCAACCAAUGAU
Molecule: messenger RNA, 2809 nt
Organism: Purpureocillium takamizusanense
Lineage: Eukaryota; Fungi; Ascomycota; Sordariomycetes; Hypocreales; Ophiocordycipitaceae
Exons: 1
Coding region: 1153-2328 (391 amino acids)
Biological process (GO): mitotic cell cycle; positive regulation of transcription by RNA polymerase II
Cellular component (GO): nucleus
Molecular function (GO): RNA polymerase II cis-regulatory region sequence-specific DNA binding; DNA-binding transcription factor activity, RNA polymerase II-specific
Source: RefSeq, a predicted model, not a curated record